AACAUCCGCAGAGUUUUAGUAUUUUAACAGCUGUCUAACUUAGCAAGCUUUAAAUUAGCGUCCAACUAUUGUCUUCCAUAGCUAGUUUAAUCUUACAAUGAGGCUUAUAUGUCAUCUUGUUUACCUUAAGAGACAUUUAAAGCGCAUUUACAAGCAACUACCUGACACGUUAGAUAGUUAAUUAGGUGUUUAUCAAGCUAUCUUUGUAUUUAGCCGAGCUAGCUAGUGUUAGCUCCCCGUGCUAACUAGCAACAGCCUCGAGUUUUGAAAAACUGAUGCGUGAAACGACAUCAAACCACCGUGACAGUAAGAAAUGUAUGUUACCUCUGAAGAUGAUGACGCCUUUAAAGCCUUCCAAAAAGUCUACAGCUGUAGCAUCAAAGAUAAAAAAUAAGCUCAUCAACACGUCCUCCUUCUUCAAGGUCUCUCUGAAGACCAACAACAAGGCCCUGGCUGUGGCUCUGGGGGCCCAGAAGGAGAGGAACCGGCAGCUGGAGAUGGAGAUCGUCUACCUCCAGAAACAGGUCGAAGCUCUGUGCUUCGAGCUCGCCACCAAGAAAUACAAGCACAGGAAACUGCUCCUCAUCAUGCAAACCCUCCACAGCAGCACUCUGCAGCACCUGGACAUGGUGGCUGAACUUGUCUCUGACAGCGAUCUUCCUAAACUAUAUGAGGACAACAAGACCUCAUCUGGUGACGUCGAUGAACAAAAUCCUGCAGUGGGAAGUCUCACAGAUCAGUUACCUCAGACAGAAACUGCAGGCCGUUCAUCAUUUGCCCUCCAAAAAGUUACGGCAGAGCUGCCAAGGAAAACCAUCUGUACGGACGUCUACAACAGGAACCAGAACAGAGCCAGAGAGUCCACUGGUAUUUUUAAUGAAAACGCAGACGAUGACAAAAGGCGUUCCAGCCAGCUGAGACAAACUCCCCAGACGGGAACGUCCCGUCCGUCCAGCAGCCUGAGGGAGGAUGUGGAGAGGCUGUCCAGGAUAUUCUCUCAGUCCGGGUUCGAUGUGAAUUCCGUCCCCUCUCUCCAGAACGGUCGAACCUCGUCAGCUGCGAGCACGACUGAAGAAACGCACGAGCUGCCUCUUUCCAACGACGCCCCCCUUCCAGGUAGCUCGCUGACAGGAACUGAACCAGAACAUGUCGACAAACAAGAGAAGACGGUGCUCCUGAACACGACGAUGGAGAUGACUCAAAGUGACGCUGCUGAGAUAGUCACAGUGGGGACAAAGGCCAAAAAAACUGACAAACAGGAAGGCAAGAAGAAUAAGGAACAACUCUGUGGGAAGAACUCUGCAGACUCCAGGUCUGGUGAGGCUCAGAGUGAGCCCGCCGGCUCUUUGUCACAGACAGAAGAUUGUGCAUUAGAAGAUGUUACAAACCAAGGCGUUAUUAAGCUUCCGUUGCCUAAAACACAGAGUAAGAGCGUCGCCACCUCUCGCAUUCCUAAAAUGAAAAAUCCUGAAGCCGGCAGCCAGCAGAAAGCAGCGAAGGACAAGUCAAAACCCCAGCACAACACCAAGACAAACACAGAGUCCCACAAUGUUGCUGUGCCGGACUUAGACGAUUAUUUCACGGGUGUUAAAGUCCCAAAAGCCAGCAAAGUUUUAAGAUUACCACCAGAGACUGACACGACAGAAGAGGCGAGGUCCAAUAUCACGUGCAGGAGAUCCAGGACUGGAGGCAGUAGAGGGUCUUCGCUCAGCAGGAAAAUGUUUAAUUUACCUUCGGCGUCGCAUGAAAGAGAGAGCAGCCGGACCAGAGUGGAGCAUGAAGUGGAAGAAGAAGCUAACGGAAAACAUGAAGCAUGCAAAGACCAAGAACCACAAGAAGAGUUCUUGCUUUUUGCAGAGGAAAACACAAAUCCAGAGUCAGAAAAUGUAGACAGUAAUCCACGGCGCAAAGUGGCGACAAAUUCUGUGUUCAGUCAGAAAUCCAGAUGCAGACAGACGUUUGUUGUCUCGGCGUCCAGAGACUCAUUGAAUCCAAGUCCCGUAGAGCCAGACUUCAUCCCGUCUGCCAGAUCCUCCCGCUGCGAGGCAGAAGAAAUGCCAGCAGUCGUGGAUUCAAGUGUCGCUCUGAGACAUUCAGAAUCAAACCUGCUCCAGCAGAGUGAUGAAGCCUUUGUUAGAGAAACGCCAAACUCCUGUAAGCGUCCCUGGCUGGCCACUCUGGAUCCAGGAGGUGCCAGUAACCACGAGGCAGCGCCGGGUGAAGACUGCACUUCAGGACCAGAGUGUCAGAAACCUAAAAAAGCCCGGAGAGAGGGAAAGCCCAGUAAGAAGAAAGCAAAGGGAGAGAGGGAGGAGGGUGCUGAUCAUUCAAACAAGAAGAAGAAGAAGCAGAAAAGUAACAACAAAAGAUUGAAGGAGGAUGAGAUUCGUCUUGAGGACCUUGUCCAUGCGUCUCCUCUCCGUGUCAUUGACGGUCCUGAAGAAAACGAGCCACACUUAGCUGAUUCACAAGUGGCUGAGUCGCCGUUUGACCCCAGGAAAAGGGACGCAAGUUUUGAACUUUUGUACGAUUUAAAACCCAGCGAGUCGAAGUCUAGGAUGGCUCAGAAUCCAAAACAUUACAGAAAGACGUCCAAGCUGCGUCAGUCCACAGAAACCGGAAAUCCACGGGCGACAUUUGUCGUCUGCAGACGGACAACUCGGGACUUUCAACCCAACGACACGAGGACAUCUGAUGUGUCGGGAGAUGAACCCGAUAAUGAGGACCUGCUGAUGGAGGAGAGGCCGCCAUGGAUGGACCUGGACAUCAGCAUCCCAGAGACGGAGCCGGGCUCUUUACCCGCCACCCCGAGGAGGGAGACCUGUAGCCAUGCAGCGGCGAAUGAAGAGUCAGUCUGUGUCUCAGCUGAACCCAGUCCAGCAGCAGGGCGAGUGUUAAAAUCACUGACCAACACCGUUCCAACCCCAGACAGUGAGCAGGGGGGCCGAACCCGGAGGAGGAAAGGAGUCGUCAGUUAUAAGGAGCCGACACUCAACUGCAAAAUGAGGCGAGGAGAUAAAUUCACCGACAGCGAGUUCCUGAGUUCUCCGGUGUUUAAAGACGGGAAGAAGAAGAAGAAGCUGCCGAAGGAGAAGAAGACCAAGUUGGAAAGAAGAAUUUUAGUGGACUAAUUUUUUAUUAUUUGAUUGUUUUCAUCUAGUUUAUUUUAAGAUGUUAGAGUUUUCUAAGCUUAAUAAAGACCUUUUAAUCAGUGUUUGCAGUCGAGGUGAACAUUUCUCUGAUCAAACGUGUGUUUAUGCUCCUGCAGGUUUAUUAUUAUUAUUAUUAUCUGCAUGUUCUGACACAAACUGUUGCACUAACUGUGUCGGAGACUGACAGCAGGUUCAGUCAUCCAUUAUUCAGUCUGUUCACCUGAGAAGUCUGCUCCACAGAGAGGCUUCUGUUCCCUGCAGAGGUUUAUAUAUUCAUCACAGCCGUGUGUGAAACAUUUUGUGUCGUCAUGUGAACUGAAGCUCUGUUUACAGGAUAUUUUGGUGAGUACAGAUGUUUGCAUGCUGAAUCUGACUCUGUACAUCUUGUUUUAUUCUGCCCAUUAAAAUGAACAUUUGCA
Messenger RNA from Centropristis striata (black sea bass), 3571 nucleotides. RefSeq names its product shugoshin 2 (gene sgo2). Gene Ontology annotation, biological process: meiotic chromosome segregation. Gene Ontology annotation, cellular component: chromosome, centromeric region; nucleus. NCBI's taxonomy places the organism in Eukaryota, Metazoa, Chordata, Actinopteri, Perciformes, Serranidae. The transcript is spliced from 9 exons. Bases 276 to 3131 code for a protein of 951 amino acids. The record is from RefSeq and is a predicted model, not a curated record.